Penicillium chermesinum is the source of this 1389-nucleotide messenger RNA. Its product is annotated as ADP-ribosylation factor GTPase-activating protein. Gene Ontology annotation, molecular function: GTPase activator activity. Lineage: Eukaryota; Fungi; Ascomycota; Eurotiomycetes; Eurotiales; Aspergillaceae. The coding region runs from base 1 to 1389 and encodes 462 amino acids. The transcript is spliced from 6 exons. Gene Ontology annotation, biological process: COPI coating of Golgi vesicle. The record is from RefSeq and is a predicted model, not a curated record.
AUGAGUGCCUCCAAGGCGCAAUCUCAAAAGAUCUUUGAGAAGCUCAAGCUGAAACCCGCAAAUAAAGUAUGCUUCGACUGCAACUCUAAGAAUCCAACAUGGUCGUCUGUCCCUUUCGGUAUCUACCUCUGCUUGGAUUGCUCCUCCAACCAUCGUAACCUCGGUGUCCACAUCUCCUUCGUUCGAUCCACAAAUCUUGACCAAUGGAGCUGGGAUCAACUUCGUAUCAUGAAGGUUGGUGGAAAUGAGUCCGCGACCAAGUAUUUCCAAUCGCACGGAGGGUCAGCCGCGCUCGCCAGCAAGGAUUCCAAGGUCAAAUACACUUCCAAUGCCGCGGUGAAGUACAAGGAAGAGUUGAAGAGACGUGCAGCUGCCGAUGCGCAACAGUAUCCCGAUGAGGUUGUUGUCACUGAUGUGCCUGCUGGUACACCGUCCGAUGGCUCAGGAACUCCCGCCGCAAUCCCCCCCUCUCGCACUGGAACCCCCCCUGUCGUGAGCCGAACUGGAUCCCCAUACUUGAAUUCUGGUGCUGGCGCGAAUGGCUCGCGCUCGAAAUCCCCGCUUUCUGCCUCCGAUGAAAAGACCACUGCCUCUCCUCCCGCUCCUGCCGCAAUUCGUGCCAACUCCGGGGCUCGGAAAACCGUCACCACAGGUGCCGCCAAGAAGGGGAGCGUUCUGGGAGCGAAGAAGGCUCCUAAGCUCGGCGCGAAGAAGGUUGUUGCUGGCGAUAUUGACUUCGACGAGGCCGAGCGCAAGGCUAGAGAAGAGGCUGAGCGCAUUGAGAAACUUGGAUACGAUCCUGAAGCUGAGAAGGCCGAGGCCGAAGCCAAGGCCAAGGCUGCUGCUCCUCCGAUCUCCUCUCCCACUCCGCUUAACCCCAGUCGGGGUAGCUUCGGAGCCACUGCGCCAUCGGAGCGCAACUCUAGUGACGUCGAACGCUUAGGAAUGAGAAUGAACAGACUCGGAUUCGGCCAGGUGACGAAGCCUCCUGCUCCUAAGAAGUCGGGAUUCGGUGCCGUUGCCCCAAAGAACCCUGCUGAUGAGGAAGAGCUUGCCCAAACCAAGUCGCGAUUUGGCAGCCAGAAGGGUAUUUCGUCUGACGAAUUCUUUGGCCGUGACCGAUUCGACCCCAAUGCCCAGGCCGAGGCCAAGCAGCGUCUCACACAGUUUGACGGUGCUACCGCUAUUUCCAGCAAUGCUUACUUCGGCCGGCCCGAGGAUGACCUUCCCCUAUGGAUGAUGGAUACGGAGAUCUUGAAACCGCAGCUAAAGACUUCGUUCGCCGCUUCGGUAUCACCGCCGGUGAUGACAUCGAGAACUUGUCCCAUUUGGUUGGUGAGGGUGCCACAAAGCUUCAAGGUGAGUUACUUCCCAUACCUGGCCCCCUAG